AAAAUUAUAGAAAUACAAAGAGUGCUACCUAAAAGUAUUGUGUUAACAUGAUGGGAAUGACCGGUUUAGCGGUAGCUCUGAUGGUAAUAACAUCACUGACAAUCGCUACUUGCGCUGAUGGAAAAGAGUUCUUUCAUCAUCCGGAAAUUAAAGUACGAAGAUUCUUGAAGCAGCUUAACAAACCAGCUCUUAAAUCCAUUAAGAGUGAAGAUGGAGAUAUAAUUGAUUGUGUUCCAAUCACUAGCCAACCAGCUUUUGAUCAUCCCUCGCUUAAAAAUCAUACCAUUCAGGUAAAACCAAGUUUUAUCCCGGAAGGUGAAGGUGACGCGACGUACACCAAGAAGAAGAAAAAGCCUACUCAAGUAUGGCACAAAGAUGGAGAGUACUGCCCAGAAAACACUGUCCCCAUAAGAAGAACAAAAAAAGAAGAUAUCUUACGAGCAAAAUCUCUUGAAAGUUUUGGGAAAAAGAGUCAUCAAUACAUUCCUGAAGAUACAUCCUCUAAUCCAAAUUUUCACCAUGAGUACGCUUACAUGGGUGUGAAAAACGGAAAGUUUUACGGGACAAAAGCCUCGAUAAAUAUAUGGACACCAGAUGUAGCAACUCCCGACGAGUUCAGCUUGUCUCAGACUUGGCUCGUAUCUGGAAUUGGCAAUAGUCGUAACACUAUUGAAGCUGGUUGGCAGGUUUAUCCAGGAAUGUACGGUGAUAAUAAUCCUAGGUUGUUUGUUUACUGGACGAGCGAUGGAUACCAACAUACAGGAUGCUACAAUAUCAUCUGUAGUGGUUUUGUUCAGACGAACCAACAAUACGCUGUAGGAGGAUCCUACAGUACCGUGUCACAAUACGACGGAUCUCAAAUAGAUCUCAACCUACUUAUAUGGAAGGACCAAAAAACAGGAAACUGGUGGCUAAAGAUAAAUGACAACGACGUUAUGGGGUACUGGCCUGGCUCGUUAUUCAAUUCUCUAGGAGAUGGAGCUACAAAAGUUGAAUGGGGAGGUGAAAUCUAUGCGCCAACUGGUGAGAGACACACAACCACUGAUAUGGGAAGUGGGCAUUUUGCAGCGGAAGGGUUUAAGAAAGCGAGCUAUAUAAAAAAUAUUAUGAUAGUUGAUGGGACAAAUGCUCUGAGAGAACCGCAAGGCCUUUACUCUGUUGAUACUGGUAAUUGUUACACCGUUAAAGCAGGAGAUAGUGGAACUCCCUUUAGGCUUCAUUUCUUCUAUGGUGGUCCUGGUCAGAACGUUAAUUGCCCUUGAUCUGAUCUGUGUGUUCAAAGCUUUUGAGACUUUGCAUGCAUGUAUGUUUCAUCCUAUCUAUAUAUAAUUUAUAGUAAAGUGCUCUUGUUCUAUGUCUAUGUGUAUGGCUUCAGUUUAUGAUCAAUAAGAACAUUUAUGUUUGUUCGAA
This is a messenger RNA of Camelina sativa (false flax), 1410 nucleotides long. Its product is annotated as protein neprosin. The record is from RefSeq and is a predicted model, not a curated record. NCBI's taxonomy places the organism in Eukaryota, Viridiplantae, Streptophyta, Magnoliopsida, Brassicales, Brassicaceae.